Messenger RNA from Chironomus riparius, 1680 nucleotides. The record is from the annotation of a GenBank genome assembly. Lineage: Eukaryota; Metazoa; Arthropoda; Insecta; Diptera; Chironomidae.
CCUGAGCAUUAAAACCUUUAAAAAUGAACAUUUUUUUGAAAAAAUUCUUAUAGAUCUUCUCCCGGUUAAUAACUAAGCUUAUUCUCAUUUUUGAGCGGCAGAUAACAAAUUUGAGAAUUAGGUCGCUCAAAAUUCAUUUUUCUAGAAUAUUAUGUGAAUAACUGUUGUAGCUUACAGUGCCUUACUAGGGUACUUAAGAGGAAAUUCAAGAAUAAAUUUACAAAAAUGCCAAAAAUUUUCUUCAUCGCAUGCUUCAUCCUCUCGCAAGUGCUCUUAUCAUCAUCAACUAACAUUGAAUGUAAUUUUCAAGGCAGUGAACUCUAUCCUGUCAUAGGUUACGUCUAUCUAUGCUCAAUUGAUACUGAUCCAUCCAUAACAACCCAAAAGUCAGCAGUCAUCAACACAAUUGAUGGAUUAGCGACACCAAAAAGAACUUAUAAUUUUGUUCAUGGCUUCUUUGCUAGCGAGAAGACAAUCCACUUCUUCCCAAAAGGUCUGAAUAAUUUUUUCCGACAUAUCGAAUUCAUUAAAGUUGAACGCUGUGGCUUAAAAGUAAUCCACCAAUCUGAUUUGGAGCCUUUUGUCAAUUUGCUAUAUUUUGACUUAUCCUACAAUUCUAUUGAGGUUAUAGAGGAAGGUCUAUUCAGCUAUAAUCCCAAAUUAAAAGCUGUUGGACUCUGGGAAAGUAAAAUAAUUCAUAUUGACUCAAAAGUCUUUGAUUCUUUAAAUGAUUUGAGUUGCAUAUGGCUUGAUAAUGUCCCUUGCAUUGGUUUUAAUGCUUGUGAGGAUGAUGAGAAGGUUAGGUUUGGAAUUGGAAAAGUAAAGAAGCAAUGCAUGAAUUCUAAAUUUUUGGGAUUCAAUAGGGAUGUUGAAGAGCUAAGCAAUGAUGCAAAAAUAUUGAAUUCUGGAGCUUUUAACGGGAAGCUGCAGAGAUUUGAAAGGAAAUUAAAUGAUUCUAAGUUGUCUGGAUUGUUUUAUUUGAGGGAGAAGAUUGAUAGGCUUAAGAUUUGAACCGUUGGACACCUUAAACUUGUAAACUCCUUAAACGUGUGAACGCCUUUAAACCUGUGAACCCCUUACACCUGUGAACGCCUUUAAACUUGUGAACUCCUUAAACCUGUGUACUCAAUAAACCUGUUAACUCCUUAUACCUUUGAACCCCUUAAACUUGUGAACUCCUUAAACCUGUGAACUCCUUAAACCUUUGAACGCCUUUAAAUUUGUGGACCACUUUAACCUGUGAACCCUUAUACCUGUCAACCCUUAAACUUGUGAACUCCUUAAACCUGUAAACGCCUUUAAACUUUGAAACCUCUUCAACCUGUGGACCCUUUCAACCUGUGAACCCCUUCAUCCUGUGAGCCCCUUAAACCUGUGAACCCCUUAAACCUUUGAACGCCUUCAAACCUGUCGACCUCUUCAACCAGUGGUCCGUUUCAACCAGUGGACCCCUUCAACCUGUAGACCUUCUGCACCUGUGGACCCCCCAAUAUUAUAUACCUGUGAGCCCUCCAAACCUGUGUACCCCUUUUAACCUACAAAAUGACUCUAAAUAAGAAAAUAUCAGCAAAUUUAAACCAACUUUAAAUGCAAUUCAAAUAAAAAUAAAGAAAGCAAUAAAAUCCAAACCAAAAAUCUCAAAUUUGCUCUCUCAUUACCAAUUCAAUUCCAUCUCAAUUG